CGCCGCUGAUGUGCCCUCGUCGUGUUGUUUGCCACUUUCGGAAACACGCAAGACUUGGGGUUGCUGGUUGAAGGUCUGUUAUUGAACUUCAUCACCUCUGUUGAUCCGCCACUGCACAGCUUAACUGAGUUGAGCUUCAAUACACAGUUUCUCCAAUGAUGAAGUAUCCACUCCAACCCAUCGUUGCUUUUCUCAUAGUUGCAUUAGUAACGCAUGCUGCUUUAUCUCCUGAGCUUUACUGGAAGUCCAUGCUUCCCACUACUCCCAUGCCUAAAUUUAUCGCAGAUCUCCUCCACCCAGCUGUCAAUGCUGGGUCAAGUGAUAGCACCACCGUCCACAGUGGCCGAGUGGAAUUAGGCACAAGACGUUGCGAUUUUCGGGUUUGUUAUGCUGACUCUGGAUAUGAUACCAAACUCACAGUAACCCCAACACAACUCUCUUCUUCUUGGAAAGGGAUUUGAAGGCAGGUCGGAGAAUGAACUUUCUCUUCACGCUUGCCUCCAACCAAGAAUCCUUCCUGCCUCGUGAAGUCGUGAAAUCUAUUCCAUUUUCCUCAAGCAAGAUGGCUGAGAUAUUGAACAAAUUCGCAGUGAAGCCCGGGUCAGUAAAAGCUGAGGUUAUAAAUAAUACAAUUAAACUUUGUGAGGAGUCAGGGAUUAAAGGAGAAGAGAAGUAUUGUGCCACGUCAUUGGAAUCCAUGGUUGAUUUUAUCGCUUCCAAGCUUGGGAAAAAUGUGGAAGCUUGGUCUACGGAGGGGAAGAAGGAAACAAAGAAGCAAGAGUACACAAUAACUCAGGGAGUGAAGGUGGGAGAGGCCAAAGUCGCAGUGUGCCACAAGCUUAAUUAUGUGUAUGCUGUGUUUUACUGUCACAAAAUAGAGAACACAGUGGCCUAUACGGUGUCGUUGAAGGGGGCUGAUGGGAGCAGAGUGAAAGCUGUGAGUGUAUGUCACAGAGACACGUCACAGUGGAACCCAAAACAUUUGGCCUUCCAAAUGCUGAAAGUGAAACCAGGGAGUGUUCCUAUAUGCCACUUCCUUUUCCAAGACGCUAUUGCGUGGGUUCAAAGAUGAUUUCACAUAUUAGGUGAAUUUCACUGCUGACUCGUUUAAAUAAGAGAGUUUGUAGAUGGUAUGUACUACUUGUGUAUCAUUUAAUUAAGCCUUCUAAUUAUCGUUC
Messenger RNA from Prosopis cineraria, 1178 nucleotides. RefSeq names its product BURP domain protein RD22-like. Lineage: Eukaryota; Viridiplantae; Streptophyta; Magnoliopsida; Fabales; Fabaceae. The record is from RefSeq and is a predicted model, not a curated record.